AUGGUCGUCGACGCGAAAGACAUGAAAGGAAGCAAGGAGCCAGAGCCUAUGGCGAUUGUGGGCAUGGGGUGCCGGUGGGCGGGCGGCGUGCGCGACGUUCGCGGGCUGUGGGAGUUCUUGACCAGCAAACGAAGCGGCUACCAGGACUGGGCGGCGCCUCGUUUUUCCGCCGCCGGCUUCUACCACCCGAACCCAGAGCGGCCAGGCACGACGGCAGCCAAAGGCGGCUACGUCGUCAGCGAGGACCCGCGGCUCUUCGACCCCAGCUUCUUUGGUAUCUCCGGCCUCGAGGCCGAGACGAUCGAUGCAUCGCAGCGCAAGCUGCUCGAGGUCGUCUACGAGGCCUUCGAGAGCGCCGGCGACUCGUGGGAGAGCGUCAACGGCACCCGCACGGGCGUCUACGUCGCCGACAUCUCCUACGACGCCUCGUACGCGCAGACGCGUGACUGGGAGUAUGCCAGGCCGCACGCCACCACGGGCACCUGCCACAACAUCCUCAGCAACCGCAUCAACUAUGUCUUCAAUCUUCGUGGGCCAAGCGUCACGCUCGACAGCGCCUGCACGUCGGCCCUGUAUGGCCUGCACAUGGCCAUCCAGGCCAUCCGCGACGGCGACUGCGACUCGGCCAUCGUGGCUUCGUCAAACUGGAUCAUGGACCCGAGCAUGCAAAUUGCCAUGGACAAGCUGGGCGCCUUGUCCGCCACCUCCAUGAGCCGUGCCUUUGACGCCUCUGCCGACGGCUACGCCCGCGGUGAAGGCUUUGCCGCCAUCUACCUGAAGAAGCCCGAGAAGGCGAUGCAGGACGGAUCCCCCAUCCGCGCCCUUGUCCGGGGCAGCGCCAUCGGCGCCAACGGCCGCUCGAGCGGCAUCACACACCCUAGCGGCGCCGCCCAGGAGGAGAUUAUUCGCAAGGCGUACGAGAACGCCGGCGGCCUACCGCCCUCCGACACCCCUUUUCUCGAGUGUCACGGGACGGGCACGCGCGUUGGCGAUCCUCUCGAGGUGGAGGCGGCUGGCAAGGUCUUCGGGCCCGGACGGUCGGAUGGCGAUUUCCUGCUGAUUGGUUCCGUCAAGACUAAUCUAGGGCACACUGAAGGUGCGGCCGCACUCGCAGGCAUCUUCAAGGCCGUACUUGCGCUGGAAGCCGGUGCGAUCCCACCAAGCCUUGGUGUCAAGACUCUGAACCCGAGGAUCAACUUUGAGAAAGCCAAGGCAAAGGUCGUGACUGAGGUCAUCCCCUGGCCCGAGGGCAAGCCACGGCGGGCGAGCGUUACCUCAGCUGGCUUUGGGGGCUCUAUCGGGCACUGCAUCCUCGAUCACGUCAACGAAGUAUACCCAGACUACGUCAAGCCAGGCAUUCUGGACAAAGUCAAGCGCAACAGCAGCCUGGCUAAUGAUUCUGCUCAGAAUGGCAAUGGUGCCACUUACACCAACAGUACGAACGGCUUUAUACACCUAAACGGUCACAACCAUGCAAACGGCGCUGCACAUGGCCCUGAAAAUGGGCAUCAGAACGGUCCUACGAUCUCAGGGCAUCUUCCCGUCGUCCGCACGCCAAAGAAAACAGGAAAAGCCGAUGCUAGCACCCGUCAACUCGUGCUGCUUCCCUUCUCAGCACACAACAAGUCUUCGCUGCAGGCGAACAUCAGCGCUCUGUCCCACGUCAUCGACCAGCAUUCACUAGCAGACGUUGCUUAUACCCUCGCGGUCCGGCGAUCCAAGCUCACCCAGCGCACAUUCUACAUCGUGGACAAGGAUAGCGUCACCGACGGACUACUGGGCGACGUUCAGAGGGUCUCCUCAAGCCCCUCUGAGGCCCCGCGUCUUGGCUUCGUCUUCACCGGCCAGGGCGCGCAGUGGCACGCUAUGGGUGCCCAGCUCUUCGAAUAUCGCGUCUUUCGCUCUGCUAUCGAGCAUCUAGACUACGUUCUUGGCACGUUCUCUAGAGCCCCUUCCUGGACAAUUGCAGAUAUCCUCUGUGGAAACUGUAGUGUAGACCGCAUAGAAACUCCCGAGAUCUCGCAGACGGUUUGCACGGCGAUUCAAAUCGGCCUCGUAGAUUUACUUGCGUCCUGGUCCGUUUACCCCUCAGGCGUUGUAGGACACUCAUCGGGCGAGAUAGCAGCUGCUUAUGCCGCAGGCCGUAUCACUGCUGCUGAGUCAAUUGCCACCGCCUACUUUCGCGGCCAGACUGUCUCUCAGAACAAGCAAAAGGGCGCCAUGCUGGCAGUAGGUCUGGGCCUUGAGCAGGUUGAGGAGUACCUAGUCGGUCUCGAGCAGGAUGUCAAAGUCGCCGCUAUCAACUCACCAGGCAGCGUUACACUCUCUGGCAAGCAGGGGGCUGUUGAGAGGCUCUCUAAGACACUAGACCAGGAAGGUGUCUUUAAUCGGCUACUAAAGACGGGCGGAAACGCGUACCACUCAUGGCACAUGGUUGCACUGGGCCAAGAGUACGACACGCUGCUCUCGGACGGUCUAGCUCAUCUCGACAGGCUUGGACUGCGCGAUGAACGCCAUCGAUACCCUCGUAUCCCCUGGGCUUCGUCUGUUACCCCAGACAAGAGCAUGCUAGCUGAGAGCGCUCUACCGUCCUACUGGAGAGCUAAUCUAGAGUCGCCUGUUCGUUUCUCAGAUGCGGCUGCGAAUUUGGUUGGGCGGGAGGACCUUGAGAUCGGAGCGCUAGUGGAAAUUGGACCGCAUUUCGCGCUGAAGAGCCCCUUGGAUCAGAUACUCAAAAGUAUUGGUAAGAACGUCCCAUAUGCUGGGUCUCUAAAGAGAGGAGAGGAUGGUCGAACAUCAAUGUUGCAGCUCGCCGGAACGCUAUUCAGUCUGAAUGCCAAAAUCGACCUGGCUGCGGUUAAUGCUACAGACGAGCGCACUGGAGCGGAGUGGACGCUAGCACACGGCGUCACCGCCAUUGACCUUCCGCCGUAUCAAUACACGUACGGGCCAAUCAGUUACUAUGAGAGCCGGGCCAGCAAGGAGUUCCGCCUCCGCCGCGUCCCUAGGCACGACCUACUAGGGUCCAAGGUAGCCGGUAACGCGAAACUGCGGCCGCAAUUCCGCAACGUCCUACGCCUGAAGGACCUGCCCUGGCUCGCUGACCACCGCCUGCUCCCUGAUGCUGUCUUUCCAGCGGCAGGUUAUAUAUCUAUGGCUAUAGUAGCGGCAUCGCAGGUCUACGAGGAGUUUCCGGACGCGCACCCCGUUGAAGGCUACUCGCUCCGCAACGUCGAUAUUAAGACAGCGCUGAAGAUCCCCGAAGACCAGCAUGGCAUCGAGAUUAUUUUGAGUAUGGAACUUGUUGACACAGCGACGGCACGAGCUCCAGCAUGGACUAGCUUCUCCAUCAGCUCUAUCGCUCGCGACUCGGAGAAGUGGACUGAGCACUGCACGGGUCUUAUCAAGCCAGAUGUUUUCGCGGGCCCUCUCAAGGUCGACAAGAUCAGCACAACUGCCGAGUCACGAGCUGUAAACGCGCGUAACUGGUACAGAAAAUUCGCGGCAAUCGGCCUCGGCUACGGCCCUACGUUCCAGGCACUCUCAGAGAUCCGCGCAGAUCCUGCUAAGAAUCUGGCUUCUGCCAAGCUAGGGCUAAAGACGACGGCAGGGACCGUUAAAGGGGGAGAGUCUGCUUAUCUGAUCCACCCCGCCUCUCUGGACGCCAUGAUCCAACUUGGUCUUCUUGCCUGCUAUGGGGGCCAAACUGAAAGCGCCACGACCGCGUUCGUGCCCAUCCACCUGUCGCAGCUGCACGUGCGGGCUGGGAGCGGCCAGGAUUGGGGCUUGGCCGCCGCCCAUGGGGAGUUCCGGGGACUUCGUUCAGCGUACCUUCAGCUGCAGUUGCAGAGCCAAACGGGCGACGUACUGCUCGAUAUCAAAGACCUUCGAUGCAUCAGCUACAGCUUAGAAGAUCAGCCACUCGUUAGCAGCCGUACUAAGGCCUUCGCCAGCCCAUUCACGCGUAUGGUUUACAAACCUGACUUCCGCGCCCUUAGCAACCGGCAGGCUCACGUGCUAUUUCCACCGCCGACGGAAAACGUCGCUCAGGUGCCCGUUCUUAACACCCUCGAGACCAUAGCGGCGCUGAUUGCUGUCGAUGUGUACGAAUCUGUAAUUGCUAGCGAUAGCAAUGAAUCAAAUGCGCCCGAAAAAACGCGUCACUAUAUUGCAUGGAUCAGGAGACUGCUCCCCGCUCCUAGGCGUCGACAAAUCUUACAAGGCUUAUACCGGGAAACCGGUCACCUUGUCGAGACAAAAGCCCUGCAGCGCCUGCACGAAAACAUGGCAGACAUAGGCGGGAUACUGGCUGACUUUUUCACCGACAGUCUAUUUCUCACAGGCGCACAACCUCAGGUUAUCAAGCUUUUCGACUCUCUCAAAGGCGGGCGUGGUGAUACAGCACGCCUGGUGCUGGAGACACUCAGCAGUGCGAACGGCAUCAAGCGCUACCGGGACUACACCGUGACGGACGCCUCUGAGGCCGCCCUGAAACUGGCUCGCGAACACCUCACCGCGCACCGCGACCAGGGCUACCAGCCGGUCUACGACGUGGUGCUGGCUUCGCAGGCCGUGCACACAGCCUCAUCUAUCGGCAAGGCGCUCGAAAACGCGCGGAAGCUUCUAAGGCCAGGCGGCAAGCUGGUCCUGGUGGAGGCUACAGGGAGCAGCGCAUGGGUCGGCCUCAUCGGUGGCGCGCAGCCUGGAUACUGGCAUGGCCUUCCAGACGGCCGCAUCGACAGCCCCUUCCUGAAUGUAGCAGAGUGGGACAAAGCCCUACACUCGGCGGGCUUCUCGGGAGCAGAGCUGACGCUGGACGACUACCCGGGCCCGACAACGCAUUCAACUGUCUUGGUUUCCACCCUCGUUGAAGAACAGCGCGGCAUCAACACAGCUGGUGCCCAGGUCGUCUGGCUGCUCCACAGUGCAAAGGGUGCCCCGGCCCUCUUGAACCAGCUAGCGCGCGAGUUGGAACACCGUGGUCUGCUAGUUAAGACGGUACCGCUUGAUAACUCGCUGGAGGAGGUGCCUGCCAACGCGCGUGUAAUUGCCUUCCUCGACGGUGAGAAUCUGCUCCUGGACGUCGAUCAGCGUCGCCUCGACAUCUUCCAGCACCUCGCCCACCACACGGCCAGCAUGGUAUGGCUGACGUCAACGGGUAUGGCACAAGGCCGCAGCCCUGACGGGGCAAUUGUUGGUGGGCUCCUACGCAUCAUCUCCACCGAGGCGCCAACAGGCCGCUUCGUCUCGAUCGAUAUUGACGCUGAUGACUUCAACAUCGCCGGCGAGGACGACUUGAGUGAGCUCGUCCGUGUCGUCACUGACCAAGAGCAGGCAUUGCAGCGGGUGGGCGACGACGGGAACAACGAGGAUCGUGAAUUCGCCUGGCAUAGCGGCUGUCUGUGGGUGAGUCGGUUGGUGCCUGAGGCGGCGCUCCAUGGGUAUGCGGAGCGCCUCAUAACGCCAGCAACCCACGGCGCCGAGUUGCUGCCGCUGGACACACACGGCCCUGUGCGCGCCGCCUUCGAGACGCCUGGCAUACUCAGCUCGCUCUACUUCCGCCCGUACACCGAGCUCCUCCAGCAGCCGCUACCACACGACUGGAUUGAAGUCAAAGUGGCCGCCGUCGGGCUUAACUGGAAGGACGUGGCGCUUUCCACCGGUCGCUUCGAUGCCAACAAUCUGUCUUCCGAGUACGCUGGCGUUGUUACGCGCGUGGGCGCCGAUGCAGCCAGCCGUUUCGACGUGGGCGACGCCGUAUACGGCCUGGGGAAGGGCCACUUUGGCAACUACGCGCGCGUGCCUGCUGCCUUCGCCCAGAAGGCGGGCCCCGGAGACGAUCUCGUCGGCCUUGCCACCUUGCCCGUGGUGUUGAUGACAGCGGUAUACGCCUUCGAGCAUCUGACGCACCUGCGCCGCGGGCAGAAGGUGCUGAUCCAGUCGGCGUCAGGCGGCCUAGGCCUCGGCGCAAUUCAGCUGGCGCGAGCCAAGGGAGCGGAUGUCUUUGCCAUGGCGGGUUCGCAAGACAAGGUGCGCUUCCUUGUUGAAGAAGUCGGCCUGCCGGGCUCGCACGUGUUCAUGGGACGUGACACCGCUGCGCUUUCGCGUGCCGUGACGGCUACAAGCAACAACGGCUUUGACGUAAUACUCAGUACCGCGCAGGGCGACAUGCUCUAUGAAACUGCCAAGGCGCUGGCACCGCUGGGUCACCUGAUUGAUGUUGGUCGGCUGGAUGUUAUGGACGCCAGAGUCAUUGGCCUAGAGCUGUUCCAGAAAGGCGCAAGCUUCUCGUCCUUUGACCUUGUCCGCGUCGUCGACCGUGACGCAGAGUUAGGUGAGCAACUUAUGCAGGCCGUAGGUGAACAUUACCGCGCUGGGCGCAUUGCCCCAAUCCGCCCUCUAGCUGUCUCGGAUAUCUCUCAGCUCGACCAGACGCUACUUAGCUUUUCUAGAGGCACACACCUCGGGAAACUGGUGGUGACAUUCAACCCAAACUCGCCGGUGCGGAUGGUGGCGGCGCCGCCAGCAGCCAGCUUCGACCCUGAGGCAUGUUACAUCAUUACCGGCGGACUCAGCGGUCUGGGGAGAUCUAUCAUUCAGUGGAUGGGCGACCGCGGCGCCCGAGAUCUCGUGGUUCUGUCCCGUCGCGGCGCCAGCGCCCCUGAGGCCCAAACGCUCGUCGACGCAAUGGCCGAGCGCGGCGUGCGUCUCCAUCCCGUCGCUUGUGACCUCAGCAGCCGUGAGCAGGUCGUGGGAGCCAUUGAGCAAGCGUCCGCCCGCCGGCCGGUGAAGGGCGUCGUUCACUGUGCCGUGUCAUACCGGGACAUCUCUUUCAACAAGCUGUCCCUUGAGGGCUGGCGCGACGGACUCGCAGCCAAGGUUCUUGGGACGCAGAACUUACACGAGGCUACCAAGGCCUUCCCGCUCGACUUCUUCGUCAUGACUACGUCCGCUCUCUCAGUACUCGGGUUUGCGACCCAGGGCGCCUAUACGGCCGCCAACAACUUCCAGGACCAGUUUGCGCGGUACCGUCGCCGCCUUGGCCUGCCCGCCACGGCUGCCCAGUUCGGCCUGAUCAACGAUGUUGGUCACCUGAGCACAGACAACGUCGCGCUUGACAUGAUGGCUCGCAACAAGGUCCUGACGGUGCCGGAGAGCUACUUUCUCCGCCUGCUCGAGCCGGCCUUCUUAGGUCUCGAGAACGCCAAGGCUGCCACGCAAUGCACUGGCGCCACAGCUGAUCCGCUGGCCGGGGCCACUUAUGUGACCUGCAUGGAUCCGGCGCAUAUGGCCGCCAAGGAGCGGGAGGACGCCGAGAUGGGCCUCCCUAGCGCCGCUCCGCCGCGCUGGCACAGCGACUCGCGUGUUUCACACGUGAUGCAGGCUUUGGACGACGCACUGCGGCACGCCGCAAGCGGCGGGGACGUACCGGGAGCAGGCAGUCAAGGGGACGACGGCCGUUCCGCCAUAGGGCGGCUACGGCGCGACUUCGACGAGGCGGUGCAGCAGACCCGCGCAUCGCCAGCCGGGACCGAGCAGGUUGAGCAGCGCGCACGCGCUGUGGAGCUUGUCACAGCAGCCCUUAAGACCACAAUCGCGGGGAUGCUGCUGAUGGACGAGUCGACAGUAAACGCGGCCCGGGCCGUGUCGGACCACGGCGUCGACAGCCUCAUCGCUACCGAGUUCCGCAACUGGCUCCUCCUAGCCCUGGGGGCCAAAAUUAGCAUGGUCGACCUCUUGGACCCACGUACAACCAUCAACGCGCUCGCGGCAAAGGUAGUGGAUGCUGCGGUUGGGACGCAGGAGUGAGGGUGAUGCACUAUUAGUAAUGAUGUUAAGAAUCAGUAGACAACUCCGUAGGCGCUCGUUAGAGGGAUAGAAUUUCAUAGAAUUGCACAUACGCCCCUUUUAUCUUUUUUAUCGCGCUAUAUAAC
Mytilinidion resinicola is the source of this 7934-nucleotide messenger RNA. Its product is annotated as polyketide synthase. The transcript has 8 exons. Gene Ontology annotation, molecular function: fatty acid synthase activity; phosphopantetheine binding; zinc ion binding. Lineage: Eukaryota; Fungi; Ascomycota; Dothideomycetes; Mytilinidiales; Mytilinidiaceae. Bases 1 to 7809 code for a protein of 2602 amino acids. Gene Ontology annotation, biological process: secondary metabolite biosynthetic process; fatty acid biosynthetic process. The record is from RefSeq and is a predicted model, not a curated record.